AUGAGCAACGGCAACAGGCGGCUACUCCAAACUGACAAUGUCUUUCUCUACAUUCCAAACAUCAUUGGCUACACGCGUAUUAUACUAGCUUCAGCUGCAUUAUACUACAUGCCAUGGCAUCCAAAGGUGUGCACUAUCUUGUAUUGUAUCUCGUGCUUGUUGGAUGCGGUAGACGGCAACGCUGCACGUUACUUUGACCAAUGUAGCAAGUUUGGGGCUGUACUCGAUAUGGUGACUGAUAGAUCCACCACCACUUGUUUACUCUGCUUUCUUUCCCUGAAAUACCCUGCAUGGACUAUCCUCUUCCAAUUCUUGAUAUCGUUGGACUUCAGCUCUCAUUAUAUGCACAUGUACAGUUCAAUGACAGAAGGUUCAUCCAGCCACAAGAAGAUCUCUCAGUCAAGCAAUCGAUUUCUUCAACUUUAUUACAACAGCAAUGUCGUGCUUUUCAUUAUGUGUGCCGGUAACGAGCUUUUCUUUGUUGCUCUAUACGUCUUCAAGUUUUUCCAAGGCCCUAUUAAUGCUGCAUGGUGGAUCGUCUUUGCCGUGAGCGGUGUCAUUUGCUUCCUCAAGCAAUUCAUCAACGUUAUCCAAAUCGUGAACGCCAGCAGGGUAUUGGCAACCAUUGACAAGGAAGAGAGAGCCAAGGCGUUGAACGCCAAGAAGGAAUAA
This is a messenger RNA of Lichtheimia ornata, 672 nucleotides long. RefSeq lists its product as uncharacterized. The coding region runs from base 1 to 672 and encodes 223 amino acids. The transcript is spliced from 7 exons. Gene Ontology annotation, cellular component: membrane; Golgi apparatus. Gene Ontology annotation, biological process: phosphatidylinositol biosynthetic process. Lineage: Eukaryota; Fungi; Mucoromycota; Mucoromycetes; Mucorales; Lichtheimiaceae. The record is from RefSeq and is a predicted model, not a curated record. Gene Ontology annotation, molecular function: CDP-diacylglycerol-inositol 3-phosphatidyltransferase activity.